AUGGAUAGUGAUAAUAGUAUGGAUAGUGACACCAAAAAUGAAAUAGUUUUUUGGAAAGUCUUUAGAAAUAAAUAUUUAUUUUCUACAAUUCUAAAAUUAUUAUCAUUGGAUUAUGUCGGUAAAAAUGGUAUACCAAAUCAUUCAGUAAACUAUUUGAUCGUUAACAAUUAUAUAAAUAUAUUAAAACAUAAAAUAUUAAAUAAUCAUUAUCUCAGUUUCGAUGAUCAUAGUUUCAAACAAUUAUUAAAAUUAUUCAAAUGUAACAGGAACAGUAAUAAUCAAAAAGAAAUUGAAGAAAUAUUUCAAUGUUUUUUUCAAAGAUAUCAAUAUUAUUUUUUUUAUUCAUACAAAUAUUAUAUUCUAUAUAUAAUUCAAUACAAUAAUGUAAUAGCAUUAAAAGUAUUUUAUCAAAUUUUUUUAAAUGGUACAAAUGACCAAAGAGUAGUUGGUUAUAUAAAUAGAUAUAUAUUUGACCAAUCAAUACGACUGUAUAGCCAUAGGUGUGCGUCAUGGGCGUUGUCUGCAAUUAAAGAACAAAUGGAAAUUGGGAAUUGGGUUACAGGCGGUAUUUCAAAUGAGGCUUUUCAACAGGAUCAAUUUUCUGAUGAAUCAACAUUACCACUGCAUUUAAAAUUGGUUUUAAAGAGUUUUGAUUGGACCAAAGGGUUUUCCUUUCAUUUAAAUAAAAAUGAAAUCUGGGAUCUAGUAAUUUCAUCACUCCAUUAUCCAUUCGAUGGAGUAGGUUACAUCAAUUACUCCAUCAAAACCAAGAAUAAAAUAUACAAGCUAGUGUCGUUUUUUAUGAAAAAUAAGGAUAUCAAACUAAAAUUAUCAGAUUCUAACAAAUAUUUAGGUAGCAUAGAGGCUUGGAAACAAAAUUUAUCUGAUUUAUUUCGUGGGCGUCCCUUUAAUGAAAUCUACAACAUUCAACAAUUUAUAAAUAUAAAUAAAUUAUCAGUGAUAUUAGAGUAUCGAAUAAAUCCAGAAUUUUUAACACUUGAUCAAUUAAAUGAAAUCGAAAACGAAAUAGUGUCUUCAAAUCGAGGCAAAGAAAAAGUUAUUUGUGCAAAUCCAGGGGAUGAGGGGGUUAGAAGGUUAGUAAUGAUGUAUUUAGGGAUCUCAAACUUUUCAACACUCAAUAUAAUAGACAUGGAUUGUUAUAUAAAAUAUGAAUUUGAUGGAGAUGUAGAAAAAACCAAUUAUUCACUAUUAGAUACAUUACUGCACUGCAAAAUUCAAUUGUUUUAUAAAAGGUUUGAAAGUUAUUCAAAAUACAAUAUCUCAAAUAGUAAACUAAUCACAUCAUUUCAAGAUGUUUUCGAUUCUACAUACUUUCAUAAUCAUAUGGAUUAUAUUCUCAAAUACCAACAUCAAAAUGAAGGGAAAUCAAACUUUGAUGGGUCUUGUAGAAAAAAAGAUCCACUAAAAAAAGAAUCGGUAAUGUUCAAAUAUUGCAAUCAUUUAACAUUUGAAGAAAGGUGUCAAUUUAUUAAAGCAAUGGUUAAUUAUCUUUCAAAUGAUGGUACUCCAGGGAUGUUCAGGGUCGAUUUUUAUUACAUCAUAUUAAACUGUGUAAUAUUGGAUGAGGAUUUAGAUUUAAUUAAAUUCAGCAUCAAAUUCAUAAGUCCACUGUUAGAAACCAAACCACAAUCCAAGCUCCAUGGAAUGGAUAAUUUGUUCAAGUACAUUGGGUCACCCGAGUCACUGGAUAUAUUAUACCCAUAUAUUAAAAAUGAUAAGAAAUGUGAUCCAUCAAUUUGGUGUUUUAAAGGAAGAGUCGAUUUGUUGAAGAAAUAUGAACAAUUGUUAACUAAAACCAGAUAUCCAAUUAAAAUCACAACCGACUCCGAUAUUACUAACACAGCUGAGUUUGAAUUUUAUUUAAUCGGGUACUCAUAUUCUUUAUCUAAACCAGAUAUAUACGAUAUAUCAGGUAUUGAAAAUACUACCAAAAAAAUAUUUUCAAAGACAAUUUUUACAGUAAGUUCAAAAGAGUCCUUCAAAAGAAUAAUGUAUAUUUCAGAGAUAUCAGGUUUACAUUUGCCACCACUGGCAUUUGUUGAUUUAUUCAAAAUCAAUAGGUCUACUAUUGAAUAUUUUGAAUGGUAUUUACAAAGGAUCAAUUUUAACUAUGAAAACAAGCAGUUUCACUCAGAACCAAUCAAAACAGUUUUAUAUCACACAGGUCAAUGGGAAUCAUUGUUUAAAAUCUAUGAAAAUUUUGGCGAUUUUUUAAAGAAUUCUCACCAAUGGUUAUCAAUAGCUGCAAAAAACAGAAGUUUGGAGAUUUUAAAAAUGAUUAUUCAAUAUUUUGGUGAUGAAAUCAAGACAAUGGUGUGCAGAAAUUAUAACCAAUCCGGCCCUACAAUUUCAAAUUUAGAAAAGUAUAUUUUAAAAUUUUUAAAGUAUAGUUUAGAUUCAAUUAAAUAUUUAAAUCAAUAUCAUCCAGAAAUAUUAGAAUCAUUAAAUUUAGAGAAAAUAGUUUUGAAGGCUUUAAUCAACAACCAAUAUGACUAUGCAUUUUAUCUUUAUAAGAAUUACUUGAAAUUUAAUUUUUCGGUUCCCCACAAAACAGAUAAUUAUAUAAAUAAUUCCACAAUAACUUUUUUUAAUAAUAUAACAAAAUAAAAAUUUAUUUAUAC
Messenger RNA from Dictyostelium purpureum, 2642 nucleotides. RefSeq lists its product as uncharacterized. Lineage: Eukaryota; Evosea; Eumycetozoa; Dictyosteliales; Dictyosteliaceae. The transcript has a single exon. Bases 1 to 2628 code for a protein of 875 amino acids. The record is from RefSeq and is a predicted model, not a curated record.